Molecule: messenger RNA, 5123 nt
Organism: Porites evermanni
Lineage: Eukaryota; Metazoa; Cnidaria; Anthozoa; Scleractinia; Poritidae
Source: the annotation of a GenBank genome assembly
GCUUAUUUAGAAAUGCAAACUGCGAUUACUUGGAGAAUCCUCAGCGAAUAUUUAUCGAUCGCCAUGACUUCGCUCUACUGACCCGUUGAUUUUACGGACCGACCGUGCGACAUGGAAAAGACAAGGACGUGUUUUAAGCCCGGACUUGGUUGUUGGGUGGUUGUAUGGGUCGUUAUUGCCACUAUUUCUCUUGUUUUAUCAUAUGCCAUUGCUCGCUCGAAUGGACAUAUCUCGUUCUUUGUUCCAGCUAUAAGUGACACAACUUCAAAGAACCCUGAAGGAGCGGUUUUUGCCCAGUUAUUUAACACUACGGCCCUUAUAACUUUGAUUUUGAUCGCUAUUCGCUACUUCCAAGUUAAAAUGAUAAAUAGGCAAGUGGAUGGUGGGGAAUCGUCGCAUUUAUCCCAACUCAACUCACUGAGUAUUGUUUUCGGCAUUGGGGGCGCGCUGGGCGCCUCACUGGUAGCGAAUUUCAAGUCUGUAGAGGUAAGUUUUCAAAACCAGGUUUGUUUCAGUUAUUUCAUCGUCCAUCUUAUUAUAGCUAAAGUUCAUUCUAUUCAAGACUUUCAAAAGAAUUUUGAAUCGUUAAGUUAUCAUGAUUUUUUAAGUUCUGAAAGUCAUUUAAUUUGGCGGUAAAUUUAUACAGUUAAGAAAUAUAGAUUAGGAAAUUUAUGCGGCUUUAACGCGCGGGAACUGAAUUUAGGUCAUUAAACGUAAAUGUACCGAACUCCCGGACAUCCAGAUUUCUUCAACUUUUUUUUUCUGUCGUACACCAAUCUAAAGGGAUUAAAAUUGUUUGCUUUCAGUUGUCGAAUGUACCUUUACUGUUAGUAGUUGAUCUCGCGGCUCAGAUCCGCUCGAACGAGCUAAUGACUACUUUUAUUAACCAAGAUGUUUUUCCUUUACAAGUACUCAUCCACGUACAGGAAGCUGUCAAAAGCAUUCAGGAGUCCUAUGAACUUUGAGCAAACUUUUUCAUAAUUUACCUUUUUUUUUUGCAUUCAGCCAAAUUUUAGCACAACCAGUCAUUCAAUCUCUCCGACUAUACAUUUGCUUCAAAAUUAUUAAUUAUUCGACUUCUAUUCAACUUCGCUGAAUGGAUGAAUGGUUGCCUAAUUGAAAAUCUUUCUCAGCCUUUGUAAUUGUGCGAAAAUUUACGCUAUAGUUUUUGGCCGUUUGACGGCUUGGUUUGCUUGAAGUAGAGCGCAAUAUUGUUUUCAUAAGACGUAAUUAAAAUUAAUACACUAAGAAUAAAAAGACAAGCAAUUGGAGAUGUUUGUUAUUUUCACCCGAAGGUUGGUUUCUGCGGAAACUUUUCUUUUCUCCUGUUACCUAGAAACACUACGCUGCGUAAAAAAACUGUGUUAUUUCUUUUAAUCUUAAUGUAGAUUUUAAAAAGCCCUUUCUUCCUUAGCUUUCCUUUUCCUGGGAAGGCUUUUCCCAGGACGUACUUAGCUUCAAAAAUUGGCGCAACUACAACAGAGACUACAUUCGAAACCGUGUUUGUUACUGACUUGCUUGGCUGGGCAGUGAUUAUGGAAAACGAAAAAUACAUGAGAUGGGAGUCAUUUGUGGCUCGGCAGUAGGCAAAAAGAACAAGGCAAACAUAGUAGCAGCGGCAGUGGACCAGUAGUAUGAUAUUUUGGUCUGUUUAGCAAGAGAGUGGAUGGCCCCCUAGUUUACUGAUAUAAUUGGUGGCUCGUUUCAUCCCACAGUCGAUUCGUCUGAAGUUCAGUUUCGCUCGGGCGUAAGUCGAUUCGCCCGAUGACAAACAACACGGCUUAUAACAGAAGUUUUUUAGUUAAGCUUGGAUUCUCAGAGCUGCUAUUGCCAAAAAAGGUCCAGCUAUCUGAACGAUGUUAGCCACGAUCUCGAUAAUCACAUGACUGUUUUGUGUGAAGCUAGUUUAGAAAUGCAAACUUAGAAACUGCUAUUAUUUGGAGAGGCUCAGCGAAUAUUUAUCGGUCGCCAUGACUUCGCUCUACUGACCCGUUGACUUUACGGACCGACGGUGCGACAUGGAAAAGACUAGGACGCCGUUUAAAGCCUGGACUUGGACUUUGGACCUACAUAGGGUUUAAACUAAACCGUCAAGAGAAAAUGCAAUUCGAACCAACAAAGCCGUGAUGUUUGCUUCGGAAAUAGCCGGCAAUUCGGCAGAGUUCAGUCAAGCAAAGCUUGUUUCUGCUCAUCUGAUAAUUCUAAAAAGGAGUUCUGGCGUGCAAACCUUUGUAGGGACGCGUCCAUCCCAGUAUAGAUUAGUGUCAAGGCAAGAUAAUUUCUUUUCUUACCAGCCAAAUUCUGAUGCCUUCCUCGGAGAAGAGAAUUUAGUCACUAGCAACGCUUCUGCUUUCCGGAUCGAUUCUGAUAAUUCAAGAGAACUCAAACUUAAAUUAACUUACAUGUAGAAGCACAAAAGCGACAAACCUAAGCUUUUGUUUCGUAGGAUAUUUUUAAAAGGGCAGGAAUUAAGUUUUGAGGUGGUAAGAAAACAGAGAGGUGAGCUUCGCAUUUUGUUCAGAGAUGUCGAUAACAACAGGUUAUACUGGCAAAAAAUCUUAUUGUAAAACUAAACUAAUUUCCUACGUAUGGUUCUAAUCCUAGGUGACCUGUGCUUUUUAUGCCGCUCUCCAACUCCUCCCCCCUACUCCAUCCCCUUCCCGCUUCUAAUAUUAAACACAGUGUGUCAGCAAUAGCACCCGGCCAUGAUAUGAUUCAUCCUGUCUGUGCCUUUUUGUUAUUGCAAUGCAGACAAUAGUGGACGUUUCAGCAUCUGUCUUGUGUCCGGUCUUUAAUUCACAUGAUUUCAAAUUUGGCGAUCGAUUGAAAAAGAGUUUGUGACGUUGGCUUCGUGUGGCGCUAACAAUACAGAAAAUACGAAUGAAAUUAGCAGUUCUAAAAUCAAAACAUAUGUCAACAGCCAGUUUAGAAGAGUUCUACAGCUGUAGGUAUAAACUGCCCGACUUCAGCUGUCUAACAAGGUUUUAAAUAUUCUUAACUUCUGAUAAUUAUCUCUUGACUAAUAAAUAUCAGUUCCACCCUGAUCACUGGCAGGAUGUGCUUUUUAAAUUUCUGACAUCCCGUUUCCUCGUUCGCCUUUCAGGCUCCAGUUUCCUUGGCUGUAGAAACUAGCGGUCGCUGACAACAUCUUUUGUUUCUUUGAACGGAAACAGAAUGCAUUCGUAACAGAAACGUACGGUGAUCAGGAUUUUUAAUUAAAACUGAACUUCCAUGAUCCAAAACAAAUACUUUUGAAGAAUCUGUAUUUUAAUUCCAGGACCCAUGUCAUCAGUUCCUAACUCUCUCAGUAGUUUGGUACAUUUUUCGAUUCAAUAUGCUGUUUACGUCAAAUGAAACUAUCAAUGUGAUUUAGCAGCUGGCUGGGAGGAAACGGAAUUUACAUGUAAUUGUUAAAUUUAUCGAGUUCUUCCCCGUCCUUCAAAAAUCAAUACUGAUUUUGAUUUGUUCCUUUAAUAUAGACACUGUUUUCUUCCUUCAUUUCCUUAGAUUAAAUAAAAAUGACGUGAAUGAUAGCUGAAGUUACCAAACUACACAUUAUAUAUUGUCCGUGUAUCACGUUCUGUAGUUGCCCUGCGAUCCGUAGCUUUAAACACAAAAAUGACAAAAACAAGAGGGUCUACUCUUCAUCAUACAACAUAGCACCUUAAUCCGGCGCGGUUAGUCAGUUUGCUGGGAAUUUUUAUUAUUUAGCGGGGAAGCUUUCGAACCCUAAAAACAAGCUAACCCAAUGCAACACGACCUUCUAGAAGCUGAUCUAGUCUUCUCCUUUAUUUUCUGCGCGGGCAGAACCUGUCGAUACUUAUAGACUUGACAACUGCGGCAUCGAAGUUAUUCUUAUAAGACAUAGUUGCUGCUUUGUAGCAGGGAAGUUGGUUACUAAAAUCUGCAAGUUGAGAAACGACACAGCAUAUAAGAUUUUUAAAGCACGAACACAUCAUCUUUCCUUUUUAAUUCCAGCCUUUCUGACUCAUUUGGCCAGUCAAAUCCAUAGGAAAAUAAACAUCUCUUUCUUCAGUUGACAAUGUAAGUUCCGGUCGAAUAUUAUUUGUGUGCCUCUCUCAAAGCAGGCAAUUCUGAAACUCAAGUUGUGAUCUGGGGAUCUCACUGAUUUUAUUUAGGGAAAAACCAUUUACUUUAUUUUAUUUAUUAUUUCCAAGGAUAACGAUGACGCGGUUGGUAUUGUUCACGUGAUCGGAGCGGUGAUCCUUUUUACCAGCGGUGCUGGGUAUUGUUGGACCCAGACCGUCGCCACCCAUCAACUGACGAAAUUCAGCUCUGAAAGCAGACCUGUCUUCACCGUUCGCCUGGUCAUUUCAUGUGUUCUUACAAUAAGUGCCCUAAUAUUUUUUAUCUGCGAAGGGCUAACCUACCAUGGUUCUUUGAAGCACGAAUCUUCUGUACAGAUAGUUGGAAACUUGUUUGAAUGGUUGGCUGCGUGGUGCUUUGGGCUGUAUGCCUUGUCAUUCUUCAAGGAAUUUCAAAAUCUAUCCUUGAGUAUCCAAUGUAUACCUAGAUGCGGUGGCAAGAGCAGCGACGCCCUUAAGUAUUCUACCAUACCUGUCUCGGGUAUUGAUGAAAAUAUUACGGACAGUGAUUAAUGUAUAAGUAACUAGUGGGUAACAAUAUUAAUUUUAACUCUGUCAUUUCCAUGAACAGGCAACUUAAGAAUCAAAACUGCCAAUUAUCACAUUACUCCUCCUCAUUGUACUUGGUAAAAAAGUUUAAAUCAAAUUGAUUAAAAUCAAUUAUUUGUUAUUAAGGAUUAACAAGGCAGAUCAGUACUAUGCACGAAGCACUAUGUGCAUGCCUUAAAGCUUAAUUCAACCCUUAACUUUUUAUUUCAGGUAGCUGCACUUAACUAGAGCUUGCGCCUCUACUCAUUGAUAACUGAAUUUCAGCUCAGUCUCAGUAUGUGACAAUUUUAAAAUCAUUUCAAUUUAUUUAAAUUAUCAAGUGUGUAAAUAUGAAAAUGUAAAUCAACCCAGUUUAAUUUCAUAUGUUUUGCGACUGUUAUUAUUUAAUGCUACGAAUUGUGAAUUAUUUUUGUAAGAUCUAUAGUUAAUGUUUGUUCUAAGUUAUUUAAGAGUUGGGGCUAGCGUGGG